AUGGCUAGCGGGAAGCAGAAGAUGGAACACAUUCUGCAUUUGGAGCGCAUAGAUUUGAUGGAUGAAUUGAUGGCUGAUAUGAAAAAAGCUCGGAGUACAGCGAAUCCGAAAAUCUUCCACCCCUCGACUCGCGCGACUCAAUCAGAGCAGUUAUCGCCAGGGUACAUCUCUCUGGGUCUGUACAACAAGGACAUUCAGGUGAAGGAGUCGACUACUAUCGACAGGUACAAAGUCGAAUUGAAGCUGGAGAUGGCGGUGGUCUUCAAAGGAACUGUAAAAAAGAGCUGGACAGAAAUCUGUCAACUGGUGGUCGAGAGCCCUGAAGACAUGAAGAACAUGUACCAUGAUUGCCCAAUAGACGAUCCACAGGCAGUCCGAAAUAUCCUCACCCUCGACGCAGUCUUCGUGACCUGCAUGUUGCACACUCUCUCGGGCCUCCAUAAAUCAGAUGACUCGGUGCAGCCUCGCUUUGCGGAAAUAGCAGAGGUGGUGCAAGAUCGUGGCUUGAGUACAUUAAGGUUCGGAGACCUAUUCGAUAUCCUAGUCAUCUUCCAGAAUCAGAUUCCGCUCCAGCUCAUCACGAGGGUACUGGAGAUUAUGUAUCAGAGUCGUCCCAUGAAAAGAAGUAAGCAGGCCCAGAAUUCAUCUUCGCUAUAUUUCCCAGCUGAUCCCGACGGCGUAACUCUAGAGAUCGAGGAAUUGCCUUUGAACUCGGUGGAGAGUGAACGCUCAACGGCGGUUAUGGUGCUCAGAGACAUAGCCGAAGUGGUGUGUGAUGUGAUGCAAUACACUCUGCCCGGGCCAUCCAAACUUCUCGAGCGCAUCUCAACGCUAAAAGCUGAAGAUUACAGCCAUCUUCUCGAAUGCGUGUACUGGGGAGCUCUGCGGCAUAACACAUGGGAGUGGCCUAAUGAGAAAGAUGUCAGGCAUCCCAUAGCCACAGCCACGCAGCUCCAGAAGGCCGGCAUCAGUAUUGUCAGAGGCUCUGGAAGCAUAAACGACGUAAGAUUUCGGAGAGGGAUUUUCACAGCGACUCUCAUCGUUCCACAGCUGCGCAUCAUGCCCUGGACGGAGAUGAUUUUGAGGAAUCUGCUUGAAUUCGAGAGCAGAGUGCUGAAUAAAGGAGACCUGAUGUGCUACCUGUCCUUCAUGGAUGAACUAAUUGACACGGGGGAGGACGUUCUCCUCCUGAAAGAGAGAAAACUGUCGGUCAUCGAAGUAUCUCACCUCAGCAUGGACAUCGACGUGGCCAACAUCUUCAACUCACUGCGGUAUCCCUCCUACAUUGUGCCCAUUUCCAAACAAUGGGCCACACUACGGAAGGACAUUCAUAACUUUUACAACAAUGACAAGAGGCAGUUGUGGGUAGAGUUCGUACAAAUUUAUUUUGGUCGGCCGUGGAUUGCUGCUUCGGUGGUUGCUGCAUUCGCCCUACUCGUCUUGACAUUCCUUCAGACCCUCUAUACCGUAAAAGCUUAUUAUGAAUCUGGCAGUCCGGCCACUAGCUAA
Messenger RNA from Marchantia polymorpha subsp. ruderalis, 1509 nucleotides. The record is from the annotation of a GenBank genome assembly. Lineage: Eukaryota; Viridiplantae; Streptophyta; Marchantiopsida; Marchantiales; Marchantiaceae.